Ceutorhynchus assimilis (cabbage seed weevil) is the source of this 2822-nucleotide messenger RNA. NCBI's taxonomy places the organism in Eukaryota, Metazoa, Arthropoda, Insecta, Coleoptera, Curculionidae. The record is from the annotation of a GenBank genome assembly.
CUGGUGUCAGUCUGUCAUGUCAGUCGGCCUCAAAAUGGUUGGGGAACUUUGUGUCAUGGCUUCUAGAACUUCUAAUAGGUUUAUUAUUUGAUUAAAAAUUCGAAAAUAACGAAGAAAAUCGAGUAUUUUUGUGUUGAUUUAAGAGCAAAUUGUGUCAAAAACUCCAUAGCAUACUUCGAGUUUCAGUUCAACCCGGGGUGCUCUUCCUAGAAUGGCCACAGCCAUUCAAAAGAAUGGUAUAAAGCCUCUAACUAAUGGAAAUAAUGGCUUAGUGCUGCAUAAUAGCUACAAUAAUAUGAUCCCAACUCAAUAUGAAAAUCCUGAAAUUAAAGAUGAACCCAUUGACCAAGAAGUCGAAGUUAAAUUAGAACCACAACCAGAAGCACGACCAGAAGAAUGUGAGCCAGAAAUAGACAUUGUGAUAAACAACGUUGUGUGUAGUUUUAGUGUAAGGUGCCACUUGAACCUUCGGGAAAUAGCCCUAAACGGAACUAAUGUGGAAUAUCGUAAAGAAAAUGGUAUGAUUACCAUGAAGUUACGUCGUCCCUACACAACGGCCAGUAUUUGGUCUUCGGGUAAAAUUACCUGUACCGGGGCUACAAGUGAAGACGCGGCCAAACAAGCAGCUAGGAAGUUCGCGCGUUGUUUGCAAAAACUAGGAUUUAAUGUUAAAUUUAAUAAUUACAGGGUGGUCAAUGUUUUAGGAACUUGUUCCAUGCCUUUUAACAUUAGAAUAAAUUCGUUUUCUCAACAACAUAGAGAGGCUGACUACGAACCUGAACUGCAUCCGGGAGUCACAUACAAAAUUCAAAAUCCUAAAGCAACCUUGAAGAUAUUUUCCACUGGAAGUGUUACAGUUACAGCUCCCAGUGUUGCAGACGUCCAAGCAGCAAUAGAGUACAUUUUUCCACUAAUAUACGAGUUUCGUAAGGAACGUUCCAAAGAAGAAACUGAAGCCCUUGACAAAAAGAAAAGAGCUAAAGAAAGUUUGCACAGUGGUGUGGAUCCUACUCUAGCAGUUGCUGAAUGUGAAGAAGAAGAGGAAAUGGAAACAGACAGAGAAAAUUGGGGCGAUUAGGCAACGCUGGAACCUAACGUUAUUAAUAGAAUAUUUCUUUGUUUCAUUUCAAAGAAGCGAGUUAGUUUUUUAUUUAACAUUGUGAUUGAUUACUGAUUGCUUCGGUAAAUAUUUUUUCCUUAUACUAUGGAAAUGCUAUUACUGACUAGUCAAGAUUCGUAUUGAUUUCGACUACCUACUUCUCAUACAUGUUAUUUAUUUAAAAUAUAACCAAAUAAUGAGACUGCGGAAAUUUUAUGUUUUAUAUUAUUUUUCUUUAUAUAAAACAAUAAAAGGUAUUUGUUGUUUUUUGACUUUUGAGUAUGAUUGAAGCAUUUAUUUGAGAUUUUUGCUGAUUUUUAUUUCUGUUCUGGUCGGGAAUGCAAUUUUCUCUUUUUUUUUGGAAAAUAAUUAUUGAACAUGAUACUCGUCUUGAUAUUUUGUUUCUAUUCUUAACCUUUUGGGACCACUGAGCAGUAGGUACUCAACGUGAUUAUUCUAAAUACAACACAGAAAGAUAAGCUUGCAUUUAUUUAUGUCCUAAAAGAUAUCAAAAACUAUGAAAUAUUUUGAAAGUUUGAACGGGUCCCAAAAGGUUCAAGUUGACGUCACAAUCUUAUUGCCUUAUUAUGUUUAGAUAUAAAUUAAUAAUUUAUUCUUGUUCUUCCCACCACUAAUGCUUUAGUUACAAGUUUUUGUGUAGAUAUUAGAGUACGUUAGAGUUUGUACCUUAAUUAUAGAUAAAUUAAGAUUGCCUAAGUAACUAGUAGUAAUUAGCAAAAAAUAAAUAAAUGUGGAUGUCAUAAUAUUAUAUGGACUGACUUGUUAAAAAUACUUUCUUAAUUAGCCCUUGUAUUUUUAUUUUGGCCAAAACAACGAUUCUCGAUUGGUUGAUAAUGGCAUUCAUCAGCAGAAUAUGAGGGCUAUUAGGUAAACUCUAAUAUCCUAUUAGUAGUAAAAUAAUGUCGAACUGAAUCUCCUUUACAUAUUGUACAACUUAAAUUCAAUAAUAUAAGUGCUAUAUCCUUUUUUUACGUGAGAGGUGUCUCAUAGAUAUCAAAAUAAAAAGACAUUUUAAAUAAUUUUGAGACCACCUACCAAGUGUCUUAUGUCAAAGAAAAAGCGAAUAUUGGGGCAUAUCGAACAUUACCCAUUAUGAUCCGUUCCAUGUGUAGUAAAUAGCGUUUUUUCGGUGUAACUGUCAAUGUCAUGUUCACCUUAGCAAAAAGCAAAUAUUACUGUUAUUGUCCUACAUGACUCCCCCCUCAAUGCCUUAUGAUCUAGUAAUAACAUGUUUACAUUUUUUUAGGAGAACCAAAAAUCUUAUAAAUUUGAGUAGUAACUAUUAUUGAGAAUUUAUGUAUAGUUUCAUUAAAUUACUAUACUGGAUCCAACAGCAAUUUAAUUAAUAGUUUCUUCAUCAGUCAAUUUGUUGUGAUUUUUUCACUGAAUUUGCAUAAGCCUUAGAUGUGACUUUCAAAAAUUAAUAAAACGAACACUUAGAUUUAUUGGUUCUAUUUUUCUAUUAGUUCCCCUAUUAUUGGCAUCCUGACAGUAUUAGGGUUUUCCUAGCAAUAAAUUUGAAAAAGACAUCUGUUGGAUUAAAAGUGAAAAAUUGUUAUAGUAUAUUUAAACCUUAUACCAAAAUCUUCUUUUAGUGAUUUGUAGAGUUUCAAUUUUGUACAGUGUUUUUAUUUUGAAGCUCUUUUAAUUAUUACUUAUGUAUUAAUUAAUACUUUUUUGUUCUGUAUUGCGCCAAGUUGUU